Messenger RNA from Trematosphaeria pertusa, 1860 nucleotides. RefSeq names its product PCI-domain-containing protein. Bases 300 to 1571 code for a protein of 423 amino acids. Gene Ontology annotation, molecular function: structural molecule activity; protein binding. The record is from RefSeq and is a predicted model, not a curated record. Gene Ontology annotation, cellular component: proteasome regulatory particle, lid subcomplex. Gene Ontology annotation, biological process: ubiquitin-dependent protein catabolic process. The transcript has 2 exons. NCBI's taxonomy places the organism in Eukaryota, Fungi, Ascomycota, Dothideomycetes, Pleosporales, Trematosphaeriaceae.
CACAAAUAAAUCUACGCUAUCAAAGUGCAGGAUAUCGCUGCGGUGGUGCUCUUGGUCGCGCCUUCGUGUUGGGGUCGUCGCGGUUGCCGUGCCUACCAAACUGGGCAAGCGCCAAGCUUGGUCGGUGAAACCUUUUGCCGCGCUGCCAUCGUAAUCGUGAAGCUUGAGCUCCCCGAGCACAGCUGUAAUCGAAAAACAAGCAGCCCCUCCAUCCCACGACCUCCGCAUCUCCGCUACCGCGCACAGCCGUAUCUGCCAUCCCCACCUAUCUCUUGCGCUCCCUCACUCCCACAACCAUCAUGGCCGUUCCCGAAACCGGCAAGCGGAUAGCGGAGGCGCAGAAGCUCGCGAAGACGGAGCCCUCCAAGGCCGAGCAGAUCUACAAAGAGGUGUUGUCGACAAACCCAGGCUCAAAUGAGGCGGCGAUAAAGAACUACGAGAUUGCGCUGGUCGGGCUGGGAGAGCUGUUCCGAGACCAGAGGCGGGUGGAUGCGCUCGCGGAGCUCGUCAGGCAAACCCGCUCGGUGCUGUCCUCCUUCGCCAAAGCAAAGACUGCAAAGCUGGUGCGGCAGCUGCUCGAGCUCUUCACCACCAUCCCGAACACCACCGACAUCCAGAUCGCCGUCACCAAGUCAUGCAUAGAAUGGGCCGUGUCGGAGCGGAGGGGCUUCCUACGCCAAAAUCUCGAAACCCGGCUGGUCUCCCUGUACAUGGCGAAGCAGUCCUACUACGACGCCCUCACGCUCAUCAACAGCCUGCUCAAGGAGCUCAAGCGGCUGGACGACAAGCUGGUCCUAGUCGAGGUGCAGCUGCUCGAGUCAAGAGUCUAUCACGCGCUGGGCAACAUACCCAAGGGACGAGCCGCUCUUACCUCGGCGCGAACUUCGGCCGCGUCCGUGUACACGCCGCCGCUGCUCCAGGCGGGGCUCGACAUGCAGAGCGGCAUGCUCCAUGCAGAGGAUGGCGACUUCAAUACGGCCUUCUCGUAUUUUAUCGAAGCCAUGGAGGGCUACCACUCGCAGGAUGAGGCGCAGAAGGCGACGUCAGCGCUCCAAUACAUGCUUCUCUGCAAGAUCAUGCUGAAUCUGGGCGACGACGUGACGUCGCUUAUGACCUCCAAGCACGCCAUCAAGUACGCGGGAAAGAGCUUGGACGCCAUGAAGGCCGUAGCACGCGCCCACACGAACCGCAGUCUGGAGGAGUACGAGACGGCUCUAACCGACUAUCGGCAAGAGCUUGGGAGCGAUCGCUUCAUCACCAGCCAUCUCCGGCGCUUGUACGACAACAUGCUGGAGCAGAACCUUAUCAAGGUGAUUGAGCCCUUUAGCAGGGUAGAGAUCGACCACGUCGCCAAGAUGGUCGGGCUCGACACGGUGCAGGUGGAGCGCAAGCUCUCGCAGAUGAUCCUGGACAAGGUCAUCAUCGGGGUCCUAGAUCAAGGGGCAGGAUGUUUGAUUGUCUACGACGAGUCCGAGCGGGACCAGUCCUACGACGCGGCGCUCGAGACGAUAGAGAAGCUCAGCAAUGUGGUCGACGUCCUGUACACGAACCAGGCGUCGUUACUGGAAUAAGGUGAUGGUUGAGGGACGGUGCGGUAGUGGAGGAUGACAGGGGCCCGUGCGCUGACCAUCCUCCUGGCGCUGUGUACUAUACUAGCAUAGACGGUUGGUCGCGUGGCAGCAAGCAUUACGACGGCCUAUGAUGACCCUUCCCUUUGUCCUUUCUGGGUGCCCUACUUUAAUCGAGUGUUGGUUUCUCUUCCCGCCCGCAGCCGAGCCUCGCUCGGCCUCGUUCAAGCAUAAGCUGGCCUUCAGAUAUAUGAGAGCAUAAGCAAAACAUAAGCACGCCGGGGAUAUUUGC